AUGGGUCACUCACGACGUCCGGUUGGCGGCGAAAAGAAGAGUCGAGGCUUUGGUCGCUCCAAAGCCGUCGCUGAUGUUGGCGACGGCCGACAGACCGGGGGGAAACCCCAGGUCAAGAAGGCCACGUUCGAAAGCACCAAGAAAAAGGAGAUUGGUGUCUCUGAUUUGACGCUACUGAGCAAAAUCUCCAAUGAAGCCAUCAAUGACAACCUGAAACUUCGUUUCCAGCAUGAUGAGAUCUAUACAUAUAUCGGACAUGUGUUGGUGUCCGUCAACCCUUUCCGGGAUUUGGGCAUCUAUACCGACAAAGUCCUCGAGUCAUACCGUGGCAAGAACCGACUCGAAGUCCCUCCCCACGUCUUCGCGGUCGCCGAAUCGGCCUAUUACAACAUGAAAUCCUACAAUGAUAACCAGUGUGUAAUUAUCUCUGGAGAAUCGGGCGCGGGAAAGACCGAGGCUGCCAAGCGCAUUAUGCAGUACAUCGCCAGUGUGUCCGGAGGCAGCGAUUCGUCCAUUCAGCAUACCAAGGACAUGGUGUUGGCGACGAACCCACUGCUGGAAUCCUUCGGUAAUGCGAAGACGUUGCGCAACAACAACUCGUCCCGCUUCGGUAAAUAUUUGGAAUUGGAGUUCAACUCCAGGGGUGAGCCGGUUGGUGCGAACAUUACCAACUACCUACUGGAGAAAUCCCGGGUGGUCGGCCAGAUUACAAAUGAGCGGAACUUCCACAUUUUCUACCAGUUCACUAAGGCCGCCCCUCAGAAGUAUAGAGACAUGUUUGGCAUACAACAACCGCAAUCCUACCUCUACACGAGUCGGUCCAAGUGUUACGAUGUCCCCGGUGUCGAUGAUGCGGCCGAGUUCCGGGAUACGUUGAAUGCGAUGGGUGUGAUUGGGAUGAGCGAGCCCGAGCAGGAUCAGGUCUUCCGCAUGUUGUCCGCUAUCUUGUGGAUCGGAAACAUCCAGUUUGUCGAGGACGAUUCUGGAAAUGCCGCUAUCCCGGAUCAAUCGACCGUCAACUAUGUCGCAUACUUGCUCGAAGUCGAUCCCGGCCAGGUCAACAAGGCACUUACGAUUCGCAUCAUGGAGACAGCUCGUGGGGGUCGCCGUGGUUCGGUGUACGAGGUUCCCUUGAACACAGUGCAAGCCCUGGCCGUCCGCGAUGCUCUCGCCAAGGCGAUAUACUUCAAUCUCUUCGACUGGAUUGUUGAGCGAGUCAACCAAUCUCUGACUGCUCGUGGUACCGUGGCGAACUCCAUCGGAAUUCUGGAUAUCUACGGCUUCGAAAUCUUCGAAAAGAACUCGUUCGAGCAACUUUGCAUCAACUACGUCAAUGAGAAGCUGCAACAGAUCUUCAUUCAGUUGACCUUGAAGGCUGAGCAGGACGAGUAUGCUCGUGAGCAGAUCCAAUGGACACCCAUUAAAUACUUUGACAACAAGGUCGUCUGCUCUUUGAUUGAGGAUAAACGUCCUCCCGGUGUCUUUGCCGCUUUGAAUGAUGCCUGCGCCACUGCGCAUGCUGAUUCUGGCGCCGCGGACAACACCUUCGUCGGCAGAUUGAACUUCCUCUCCCAGAAUCCCAACUUUGAGAACCGCCAGGGUCAGUUCAUUGUCAAGCACUAUGCCGGUGACGUGAGUUACGCUGUCGAGGGCAUGACGGACAAGAACAAGGAUCAGCUGCUGAAGGAUCUGCUGAACCUCGUGGGUUCGAGCAGCAACGAGUUCGUGCACACGCUCUUCCCCAACCAGGUCAACCAGGAUGACAAGAGACGCCCUCCCACUGCCAGCGACAAGAUCAAGGCCUCCGCUAACGACCUUGUGGCGACCCUGAUGAAGGCGCAGCCUUCCUACAUUCGUACCAUCAAGCCCAAUGACAACAAGGCACCCAAGGAGUACAAUGAAGGAAACGUGCUGCAUCAGAUCAAGUACCUGGGUCUUCAGGAGAACGUUCGGAUUCGCCGCGCCGGUUUCGCCUAUCGUCAAACUUUUGACAAGUUCGUGGAACGCUUCUAUCUUCUCUCUCCCAAGACAUCCUAUGCCGGUGAUUAUACAUGGACGGGCGAUGCGGAGUCUGGUGCUCGCCAGAUUCUGAAGGAUACCAGUAUUCCACAAGAAGAGUUCCAGAUGGGUAUCACUAAGGUCUUCGUCAAGACCCCUGAGACUCUGUUCGCCUUGGAGGCCAUGCGUGACCGGUACUGGCACAACAUGGCUAUCCGUAUCCAACGCGCAUGGCGCAACUACCUGCGUUAUCGGAUCGAAUGUGCCAUCCGUAUCCAGCGCUUCUGGCGGCGGAUGACUGGUGGUCUGGAGCUCAUUAAGGUGCGAGACCAAGGUCACAAGGUUCUACAGGGCCGCAAGGAGCGUCGGCGGAUGAGUUUGCUCGGAUCGCGUCGGUUCUUGGGCGAUUACCUGGGCAUUGCCAACAAGGGUGGACCGGGAGAAAUGAUCCGCAACGGUGCAGGCAUUGGUUCGGAUACUGUUCUCUUUUCCUGCCGUGGUGAGGUGCUGGUGUCCAAAUUCGGUCGGUCUAGCAAGCCGUCGCCCCGUAUCUUUGUCCUGACCAACCGCCAUUUUAUCAUCGUCGCACAAAAUCUCGUCAACGGACAGCUUGUUAUCUCUGCGGAGAGGACGAUACCCAUUGGCGCCAUUAAGAGUGUCAGCACAUCCAACCUCAAGGAUGACUGGUUCUCGUUCGUCAUUGGUGCCCAGGAGCCUGACCCCCUGAUGAACUGCGUGUUCAAGACGGAACUUUUCACCCACCUCUCGAACGCGUUGCAUGGACAACUGAACAUUAAGAUCGCUGACCACAUCGAAUAUAACAAGAAGCCCGGAAAACUCGCCACUGUCAAGGUGGUGAAAGAGCCCGGUUCUUCCAACGUUGAUACAUACAAGAGUAGCACCAUCCACACCAGUGCGGGUGAGCCUCCCAGCUCUGUCUCCAAACCGACUCCCAGGGGCAAGCAGGUGGCUGCCCGUCCGGUUACCAAGGGAAAGCUUCUUCGCCCUGGCGGACCUGGUGGUGGACCUUCGAAACUGGCCGCUCGACCCAUGCCUGCGCGUCAGCCAGUGCCGCAGCCAGCUGCGAGCCAAGCGCCCGCACCUCAGCCCGCGGCGGUUCCUCGACCCGUUCCUCAGCCUGUCGCUGCCGUCGCAGCUUCUCACACUCGCACUGCUUCGUCCGGCUCCAUGCGGGCACCCCCUCCCCCUCCACCCGUGAGCCCACCGGCGCCAAAGAAGCCGAUGGCCAAGGUGUUGUACGAUUUCAGCAGCGCCCAGUCGAACGAGCUCUCCAUCAAAGCUGGAGAGCUCGUGGAGAUUGUGUCCAAGGAAGGAAACGGCUGGUGGUUGUGCAUGAACACGACAACAUCCGUUCAGGGCUGGACUCCCCAAGCGUAUCUGGAAGAACAGAAAGCGGCGCCGCCACCACCUCCCCCGGCGGCCCCGCGGUCGACCCCCGCGACGAACGGCACCGCGACCGCCGCUGCCGCCAAAGCAAAGCCCGCCCCGCCGGCACCACCCGCGAAACGACCCAACAUGGCAGGCCGCAAGAUGGCGCCUCCACCGCCGUCCGCGCCGCGGGACAGCGCUGUGAGCAUGAACUCGCAGGACUCGUCUGGGGGCAGUGGCCGUGGCACGCCCAACAGUGCGUCGAACGCUAGCUUGGCGGGCGGCCUUGCGGAGGCAUUGCGGCAGCGCCAGGAAGCGAUGCACGGGAAGCAGGACGACGACGACGAGUGGUGA
This is a messenger RNA of Aspergillus terreus NIH2624, 3741 nucleotides long. RefSeq names its product class I myosin myoA. The record is from RefSeq and is a predicted model, not a curated record. Bases 1 to 3741 code for a protein of 1246 amino acids. The transcript is spliced from 9 exons. Lineage: Eukaryota; Fungi; Ascomycota; Eurotiomycetes; Eurotiales; Aspergillaceae. Gene Ontology annotation, biological process: endocytosis; actin filament organization; vesicle transport along actin filament. Gene Ontology annotation, cellular component: myosin complex; microvillus; cell tip. Gene Ontology annotation, molecular function: ATP binding; actin filament binding; microfilament motor activity.